AUGCUUUCAUGGAGCCCUUUAGCCAACUUCUUUUGGGACUUACAGUGCAAAAUAUAUUUUCUGCUUGUAGGGAUUUGUUCUGCCUUAAAACUGACAGUACCAUCUCAUACCAUUCACGGUAUUGAGGGGCAACCACUUCAUCUUUCUGUUGACUACAAUUUCAAUGCUACAGCUUCUGAAAUCCAGAUAAUUUGGCUUUUUGAGAGGUCUCAAAGUAAUCCAAAAUACUUGCUUGGCUCUGUAAAUCAAAGAGUUGUUCCAGACUUGGAAUACCAGCACAAGUUUACCCUUAUACCACCAAAUGCAUCUUUGAGGAUUGAUCCAUUGCAUCUCAGUGAUGAGGGCAAUUACAUCGUAAAAGUCAAUGUCCGUGGAAAUGGGACCAUAGCAGCAAGUCAAAAGAUUCAAGUAGCUGUUGAUGUUCCAGUCACAAAGCCAGAUGUACAUACUGAACCAUCUUCAGGAGUAGUGGAGUAUGUAGGGAAUAUUACCCUAAAAUGUACUGUGGAUAGAGGUACAAGGGUAGCUUACCAGUGGAUGAAAAAUGGGAAGCGUCUUCAUGCUGGCCCUAAUUAUACCUUUUCAUCAAACAAUGCCACACUUCUAAUUGUACCUGUAGUGAAAGAAGACAUUGGGAAUUACAGCUGUCUGGUAUCUAACCCUGUCAGUGCAAUGGAAAGUGAGAUAAUUGCACCAACCAUAUAUUAUGGACCUUAUGGACUAAGAGUCAAAUCAGACAAAGGUCUGAAUAUAGGGGCCGUGUUUACAGUUGACGUGGGGGAAGUUGUACUGUUUGACUGCUCAGCAGAUUCAAAUCCACCAAAUACUUAUUCAUGGAUUCAAAGGGAUGACAAUACCACUCAAGUAAUCAAAUAUGGACCCCAUCUGGAAGUUGUAUCUGAUAAAGUGGCCCAGAAGACAAUGGAUUACAUGUGCUGUGCUUUCAACAACGUGACUGGAAAACGAGAUGAAACUCGCUUCACUGUUGUCAUUACAUCUGUAGGGUUGGAAAAGCUGGCCCAGAAAGGAAAAUCUUUGUCUUCUCUUGCAGUAAUAACAGGAAUUUCAUUAUUUUUGAUCCUAGCUAUGGCCUUUUUAUUCCUAUGGAAAAGAUAUCAGCCACAUAAAGUGAUACAACAGAAGCUACAGAGCAGGGCAGAGGCUGAUUACAGGAAGGCACAGGCAUUUUCAGGACAUGAAAGUGCUUUGGAUGAUUUUGGGAUAUAUGAGUUCAUCACUUUUCCAGAUCUUACCAGUGGCUCUAGGGUUUCAAGUCAAUCUGUUCCUGGCCCUGACUUUGUCGCAGGCCAGGAUAUGCUAAGUACGGUUUAUGAAGUUAUUCAGCACAUUCCUGAGCAGCCAGAACAAGACCACCAAGAGUAA
Messenger RNA from Vidua macroura (Pin-tailed whydah), 1383 nucleotides. It is a transcript of the gene HEPACAM2, whose product is annotated as HEPACAM family member 2. Lineage: Eukaryota; Metazoa; Chordata; Aves; Passeriformes; Viduidae. Bases 1 to 1383 code for a protein of 460 amino acids. The transcript is spliced from 9 exons. The record is from RefSeq and is a predicted model, not a curated record.